This is a messenger RNA of Triticum dicoccoides, 342 nucleotides long. RefSeq names its product small nuclear ribonucleoprotein SmD3b-like. The transcript is spliced from 5 exons. Gene Ontology annotation, cellular component: spliceosomal complex. The record is from RefSeq and is a predicted model, not a curated record. Gene Ontology annotation, molecular function: RNA binding. Gene Ontology annotation, biological process: RNA processing; spliceosomal snRNP assembly. Bases 1 to 342 code for a protein of 113 amino acids. NCBI's taxonomy places the organism in Eukaryota, Viridiplantae, Streptophyta, Magnoliopsida, Poales, Poaceae.
AUGAGCCGCAGCCUGGGGAUCCCGGUGAAGCUGCUGCACAAGUCGGCGGGGCACGUGGUGACGGUGGAGCUCAAGACCGGCGAGGUCUACCGGGGCUCCAUGAUCCAGUGCGAGGACAACUGGAACUGCCAGAUCGAGAACAUCACCUUCACAGCANAGGACGGCAAGGUGUCGCCGCUGGAGCACGUGUUCAUCAGGGGCAGCAGGGUCAGGUUCAUGAUCAUCCCCGACAUGCUCAAGAAUGCGCCCAUGUUCGAGCGCCUCGAGGCCAGGAUAAGGGGCAAGGGGUUGGUCAUCCGUGUCGGGCGCGGCCACGCCGUCGCGAUGCGUGCCCGGAACUAG